AUGGAUAGUUGGUUAAAAACGGGAAGUUUGUUAGAAAGAAAAAGGAAAUCGGAAAAUAAUAAAAACCCUCCGAAUAAAAUGAAAAAAAUUAAUAUUAUACCAGAAAUAUCUAAAACCGCCGAUAAUGUAACGUUAGUGAGUCCUAGUAGUAGCAACAGUAAUAUCGAAAGCAAAAAGUGGCCAGUGGUAUGGAAUGAGUCUCAAUGGAUCGAAUUUAAAGAAAAAUAUCCGUGGAUUGUUGGUGCAGAUGGAAAAUGA
Macrosiphum euphorbiae (potato aphid) is the source of this 258-nucleotide messenger RNA. The record is from the annotation of a GenBank genome assembly. Lineage: Eukaryota; Metazoa; Arthropoda; Insecta; Hemiptera; Aphididae.